Molecule: messenger RNA, 1081 nt
Organism: Gadus macrocephalus (Pacific cod)
Lineage: Eukaryota; Metazoa; Chordata; Actinopteri; Gadiformes; Gadidae
Product: putative nuclease HARBI1
Exons: 4
Coding region: 1-819 (272 amino acids)
Source: RefSeq, a predicted model, not a curated record
AUGCCUCGUUCCACUGUCCACCGCAUAGUCCACAGGGUCACUGAGGAGGUGGUGGCCAUUCGCCACAAAGUCAUCCACCUCCCGAAGACCCCUGAAGACCUGGUGGCAGUGACCAAUGGGUUUGCAGGGCUGGCAAGACACCGCGCUUUUGGGAAAGCAGCGGGAGCAAUCGACGGCUGCCAUGUCCGUAUCAAGCCACCGAGCGGCCCUGAUGGUCACUGCUACAGGAACAGGAAACUGUUUUCCUCCAUAAUUCUGCAGGCUGUUUGUGACCAUCAGGGCCGCUUCCUUGAUACGUACGUGGGCUGGCCUGGAUCAGUCCAUGACUCCAGAGUCCUCCGCCACAGCCCACUGUAUAGGUCACUCUACCCUCCUCCAGGGCACUUCAUCCUUGCAGACGGCGGGUACCCUUGCCUCCAACACCCACUACCCCUCAUCACUCCCUACAAGAGGCCAGUGCGAGGUGUGGGAGCCCAGCGCUUCAACUGGCAUCAUUCCAGGGCACGCUCCAUUAUAGAGCGUGCUUUUGGAAUGAUGAAGACCAGGUUCAGGGCCAUCUUCCUGCAAGCGCUGGAGGUGCACCACACCUUCGUACCUCACGUCAUAACAGCAUGUGCCAUCCUCCACAACAUCUGCCUUGGGGCCGAUGACAUCAUGGCCCCAGAGGAGGAGGAGGAGGAUGAGCCUGAGGACGAUGUAGAGGAGGAUGAGGGGGGCGAUGGUUUGGAGGCAGUCAGUGGUGCUUCCUGGCGGGACCAGCUGUCUGCAGAGGUGUCUGCCCUGGAGGAGGCCCCCCCUGACCACCAAUAUAUACAGUGACAUGGCAGCCGUCGAUUGAGUCAGCCCUGCUAACCCAUUCGGUGCGGUGGACAGUGGAGAGAGGCAUAUCCAGUACACUCUGGAGACCAACCCUGGAUGUCCCACUGACAGGAGACACCAGGGUCUUUAAUGUGGCAGCCCAUCCGGGUCCAGCAGCACCACCAGGGGCUCCCUGCUCUGCUGAAUCAUUAUGUUUUUGUAUAUAGUAGUUUUCCAAGUAUAUAGUAUAUAUAUAUAAGUUUAUAUUGUAGUUUUAUAAUAA